AUGGCAUCAUUAUGUGAUACAAUGCGUCGUCAAAUAUUAUCACGUGCAUUUUAUGGUUGGCUUGCGUAUUGUCGUCAUUUAAAAACUNAUCUAGUAGAAAAUCGUCAAAAAGAUGGUGAAGUGAUAGCAUAUAGCUGUUUUUGUUAUUUAAUGAAACGUCUUUUACCAAAUUUUCCGCAUGGAGCUGGUAUGGAUGAACAUUUUGGUCAUAUGCGUUCAUUAUUACAAAUUCUUGAUUUUGAACUUUAUGAACAUAUCCAUCGUACAGGAGAUUUUACGCAUUUCUAUUUUUGUUAUCGAUGGUUUUUAUUAGAUUUUAAGCGUGAAUUUAUUUAUGGCGAUAUCUUUUUGGUAUGGGAAACAAUAGCUGCUGCUCGACGAACAGUUUCUAAAAGAUUUGUUCUAUUUAUUGCAUUAGCUAUGUUAAAAACUUAUCGAGAAAUUAUAUUAGAUAAUCGAAUGGAUUUUACAGAUAUUAUCAGAUUUUUUAAUGAAAUGGCUGAACGUCAUGAUACUCGUGAAAUUUUACGUAUAGCAAGAGAAUUAGUGCUUGAAUUACAAAAUUUGGUUGAUAAUAAAUAA
Molecule: messenger RNA, 582 nt
Organism: Rotaria sp. Silwood2
Lineage: Eukaryota; Metazoa; Rotifera; Eurotatoria; Philodinida; Philodinidae
Source: the annotation of a GenBank genome assembly